Messenger RNA from Melampsora larici-populina 98AG31, 252 nucleotides. RefSeq lists its product as uncharacterized. Lineage: Eukaryota; Fungi; Basidiomycota; Pucciniomycetes; Pucciniales; Melampsoraceae. The transcript has 2 exons. Gene Ontology annotation, molecular function: zinc ion binding. Bases 1 to 252 code for a protein of 83 amino acids. The record is from RefSeq and is a predicted model, not a curated record.
AUGGAACUUGGCUUACUAACCGAUGCUGAUCAACCUUUACCUGAGACUACUCUAACGGACGAUUAUGAAGUUGAGAAACCUGACAAAGUUUACUCUUUCCCUUCCACCUAUCUCAAUCCCUCAUUUCAAAGAAGUACCCGACCCACUUUAAAUGUUGAAGAUAAAGAAGAUUCAAGUCGUGAUAUCUCAAAGAGCGAGAGUGCAUCAUUAUCAGUGCCAGAGAUUGAUCUACAUCUCAAUCCAGGUACAUGA